AAUAAUCCAACCAACCAACCCAACUAUCCCAAUUAGAUGACGACUUCCCCUCCACCGAUCCCCUCCUCAUUCGACCCAGCCAUCCACCUUCACUCCGACCCCGACCUAGACUCCGACCCAGCCUUCCUCGAAUUCGAACACCAACAACAACCCAACCAUUACCACUACCAGCAACAACAGCAGCAGCAGCAGCAACAGCACCCACUCUCCCAAACCUUCUCCGACGACCUCGAGGCAUUGCACCUGCAACGCCAGGACCAGGCGCGCAACAGGGUUGUCAUCCAGCACCGCGCGUGGAAUCUCUCGGAUGUGUUCCGGAGCGACGAGGACAUAAGGCCCGACACCCCCUCGAAGAAGAGAAGGUUGAUCGAUUCGCCUGCUUGGUUGCCCUCAUCGCCGCCGACUGUUCAUAGGAUGCCGUUUAUUUCGUCGCCCGCUGGGGCUGGAGCUGGGGGUGCUGGUGGUCAGGGUCAUGGUACGCAGUGGCAGGAGCAGCCAACCAAAACUGCCGAGUCCAAGGGGCCGAAAAUCAUGGGUGGGUUCUUGGAUGAUGACGACGACGACGAUAAUGACGAGGAUGGGCUGGAAGCGCUACACGAUGCGCAGUUCAAGUCUCAGUUCGAGAUGCAGGAGCAGAUCAUCGAGCAGCCGCCUGUCGAAUUACCUGCCAUCCCGCGGCCGUCGCAGAUUGCUCCGCAGCCGCAGCCGGAGCCGAGUAGCUCAUUGCUGACGACGAUGGCUCUGCCCUCGCGCCGACAAACAAGGUCGAUCCAGAUCAAGACCUGCUCCGGCAAGACGCAUCAUGUUGGUCUCAAGAAACCGGCAAGUAAGGUGUCUUACGAAAGAUUGAUAGCAGGCCGUUCAACUACUGCUCCUGGUCGAGCGCAGAAAGCUUACUAUGGUAUCGAUAUCCAUCGGCUCCUUGACGAAGCUGCGAAAGAGGACAUCGCUUCGCAGGAGGCCAGGUCGCGACCUACGCAUACAGUACAGCCGUCGAUCGAGCCCUCGCUUGAUGCUGGCCACGGCAAGGCUAGUAAGCAUGCCAAGGCGAUGUGGACUGAGAAGUACCGCGCACGCAAAUUCACGGAGUUGAUUGGUGAUGAGCGCACGCAUCGACAUGUUCUACGGUGGCUGAAGGGAUGGGAGCCCAUUGUCUUUCCCAACCUGGGCAGGUCGAAACCGAAGAAACCCAUGCGAAACGAUAAAGACGACGAAGAGCCGGCACACCGAAAAGUCCUGCUUCUGUGCGGCCCUCCUGGACUCGGAAAGACCACUCUCGCGCAUGUCUGUGCUCGACAGGCGGGCUACGAGGUGCUCGAGAUCAACGCUAGUGACGACCGGAGCAGAGAUGUCGUCAAGGGUCGAAUCAGGGACUCCCUCGGCACGGAGAACGUCAAGGGGAUGAAUGUCGAAGUCGGCGAGGACAAGGUACGCAAGGCUGGUCGGCCGGUUUGUGUGGUUGUGGAUGAAGUGGACGGAGUCGUGAGCGGAUCUGGUGGUAGUGGCGAGGGCGGCUUCAUGAAGGCCUUGAUUGACCUUGUGAUGCUGGAUCAAAAGAACUCCGCACGGAACGCCGAGAAGAACUCAAACCCUGGCAGGAAGAAGAAGGGUGACAACUUCCGCUUCUUACGUCCUCUUAUCCUCGUCUGUAACGAUGUCUACCACCCCAGUCUACGCCCGCUGAGAACAGCUUCCAUUGCUGAGAUUAUUCAUGUGCGUCAAGCACCGUUGGAAAAUGUCGUUGCACGGAUGAAAAAAGUGUUUACCAUUGAAGGCAUUCCAGCCGACAACGAUGGCGUGAGACGUCUCUGUGAGGCAUCCUGGGGCAUUGCCAGGAGAAAGCAGAUGGGCGUCAAAAGUAGUGGAACAGCUGAAGGUGACAUCCGAAGUGUGCUCGUCGCGGCCGAGUGGGUGGCUCAUAAGCUCCGGAGCGAAUGUCCAUCCACACUGAGGUUGACACGAAGCUGGCUGGAGCAGAAAGUCCUCAACGACAAGACAGGUGGUGGGUCGUUCUUCAAAGGCCUCAAUCGCGGUGGAGUACGAGACCUCGUUGAGAGAGUCUUUACGGAAGGGGCUGGAUUCGCCGACGCCCCCGUGGGUGUGGAUUCCUUCCGAGACCCCUACGACGACUCUGCCAAAGUACCAGUCGGCGUUGCAGACUUGCGCAAGCGCCAUGCAAUCAACCGCCUUCGCGAGAUGGUCGACGCCAGCGGCGAGCAUGACCGCUGCGUGUCGGAGUGCUUUUCAUCCUAUCCCUUACAAACCUAUCAAGACGACACCUUCCUCUCCAAACCCAACACAGCCUACGAAUGGCUGCACUUCCACGACACCAUCUCCUCUAAGGUCUUCUCUCACCAAGACUGGGAACUGAGCGCAUACCUAAGCCAGCCCGUCCUGGCCUUCCACCAUCUCUUCGCCUCGGCUCAGGGCAAAGCCAAAGCGCCCACGGACGCCGACAAAGACGCCACAGAAGAAGAGCACCCUUUCUCCGGGCCCAUAGCCGACUUCGCCGCCUACGAAGCCCAGAAGCAGAACCGGGCCCUCCUCACCGAAUUCCAAUCUUCCUUCUCGGCACCGCUGAGCCGCCUCUUCCGCUCCACGGACUCCCUAGUCAUCGACCUCAUCCCCAACCUCAUCAAGAUGCUCUCCCCGGACGUGAAGCCCGUCGUCGUCCGCGGCAGCGGCGAGCAGAGGAGCGUGGCCAGCGUCCGCAAGGAGAGCGAGAGGGUCCUCGUGCAGGCCGCCGUGCGCGUCAUGGCCGGUCUCGGCGUGCGAUUCGAGAAAGUGCGCGUCGAGGGCGUAGGCGGUGCUCACGGUGGAUGGGCCUAUCGAAUGGAACCACCCCUAGACACACUCAUCACCUUCUCCCAACCCAAAUCCGCCACCAACCCCAGCUCCUCCGCCGCCGCCCCCGUCCGCUACGCCGUCCGCCAAGUCCUCGACCAAGAAUACCGCAAAGAGACCGCCCUCAAGAAAUCCACCGACGGUCUCAAACUCGCCGGCAGCAAGACCACCCAGAAAUCCUCCGCCGAUACCGCGACAUCCAAGAAAUCCUUCAACGGCUUCAAGGAUGGCGUUGCGGUCAAGCGCGACUUCUUUGGCCGGAUCAUUGAAGACAAGCCUGUCUCGCAAGCGGGCGAGGUCGACGAGGCGCAACGGAAGAACGCUGCCGCCGCGGCUCAGCAGACCGAGAUGUCCAUUAAGGCGGGGAGACGCGUUUGGGUGACGUAUCAUGAUGGGUUUUCGAAUGCGGUGCGGAAGCCGAUUUCGAUGGCGGAGUUGUUGGCUGAUCUUUAG
Messenger RNA from Aspergillus homomorphus CBS 101889, 3297 nucleotides. Its product is annotated as putative sister chromatid cohesion factor (Chl12). Gene Ontology annotation, molecular function: ATP binding; ATP hydrolysis activity; DNA binding. NCBI's taxonomy places the organism in Eukaryota, Fungi, Ascomycota, Eurotiomycetes, Eurotiales, Aspergillaceae. Bases 37 to 3297 code for a protein of 1086 amino acids. The transcript has 4 exons. Gene Ontology annotation, cellular component: nucleus. The record is from RefSeq and is a predicted model, not a curated record.